CACCCUAAGGGUCAACAGGCGACAUGGUGGAGACGCCUAUCGGGCGGCCAGAAUUACGGAUUUGUUCAUCCCAUAUAUUAGCCAAAAUACUUAAUGAAUCUUAUUAAAUUUACGAUAUUCUUAAUCAGUAGGAUUGUCCGCAGGUCGGCAAAGAUUGAUUGUUGUAUAAAGGACAACAUUAUUAAUAAUAGAUGUACAAUUCAUGAUAUUAGCAAUGGAUGUAAUUGCCAAUAACACAGUCAAGGCAGAUAUAAACCUUAAUAUUUUAAGGCAGAUGGAAAAAGAUCUUGAUAUGGAUGAGAAGAUCUCUAUAUUAUUUUUAAUAGCAGACGAUUAUGCAAAUGCAUUUACGGAUAUCUUUAAUCUUUUUCAAAAAGCAAAGACGGAGGAUUCAUACAUGAUCAUAGAUUAUGUGAGACAAUAUCCGAACAAUUGGGAAGAUAAAGUUUUAGAAUCGUUAUGCGUUCUAAAUAAUCAAGAAGUUAUAAGGAAAUUAAAACUGUCAUUUGAGAAUUUGGACCUGCAAUAUGCUCCAAAUUUCACAUUCUAUUCAAAAAGUAUAAACAUAGUCGCAAAGUGCUUAUACAGACUGUGCGAAUCUUUGAACGAGAGUGAGCAAAAAUUAUUACUAAGUUAUGUUAAAUCUGAUAUUCCUAAUUAUAAAUCGUUGCUAGAUGAUGUAGAUUAUCUUGAGUUGCAUAUGCUUUAUUGGAUGCAAAUUAAAUACAUGACAAUUUCAAAAGAUCAAAAUCAUAAUAUGGAAAAAUUAUUAAAACAUUUGGAAAAGUUUAAGGAUUUAAAAAUAAUUUCUCUCAAUUUGGAGAAAUUUGAAAAUCGAUUGCAUGUUGAUAUUCAUGGGAAGACUGGAGCAAAUGACAAAAACUAUGUUCAUUCAAAUUUUCCGACAGAACCAUCUCUCGCAGAAAAUAAUAAAGAGAAAAUACAAAUUAUUAAUAAUGGAUUAUGUGUGAUUAUAAAUCAGAAGUCUUUUGGAAGAGAGUAUGAGACGCGACUUGGAACUGAUGCGGAUUGUAUUAAUUUAUCUAAAACAUUUAAAGCUUUUGGGUUCCAAGUUAAGAUAUAUAAAAAUCUAAAGAGGAAAGAAAUGAUAGAAACAAUUAAAAAUAUUCCAAAAGACUAUGGUAACAAGUAUGAUUGUUUAUUGCUUUGCAUCUUAAGUCAUGGAUAUAAAGGAGGUGUAAUUUCAUCAGAUGAAAAAGAAGUUUCACUGGAAGAAAUUGAAGGAGCUGUUUGUUGUAUGGAAUUGAAAGAUGUUAUAAAAAUUGUUGUUGUUCAAGCUUGUCAAGGAAAGACACGUGGUAAAUAAAAAAAAUUGCA
Messenger RNA from Nylanderia fulva, 1338 nucleotides. NCBI's taxonomy places the organism in Eukaryota, Metazoa, Arthropoda, Insecta, Hymenoptera, Formicidae. The record is from RefSeq and is a predicted model, not a curated record.